This is a messenger RNA of Bufo gargarizans (Asiatic toad), 846 nucleotides long. RefSeq names its product beta-microseminoprotein-like. The record is from RefSeq and is a predicted model, not a curated record. The transcript is spliced from 4 exons. Bases 67 to 426 code for a protein of 119 amino acids. Lineage: Eukaryota; Metazoa; Chordata; Amphibia; Anura; Bufonidae.
UUCAGGUUCACAUCAAGAACAGAGACCUGAUCCCCUUGUGCACGAAACUUGUGUCGUCUCCUAAUCAUGCAUCAGAAAUCCAUCGUGGGCAGCUUGGCGGGUUUUCUACUGACUUAUAGUCUCCUGGUGUCCUUAUGCAAUGGUGUCUGUUAUAACAGAGAAGCAAGACUAUCAAGUCCAGGUGAAAAACCUGAUGGGUGCAUGGAUGGAGACAUCAAAAGAGCUGUAAAUUCAACAUGGUUUAAAGAAGAAUGCAUGAAAUGCACUUGUGAUUCAAAUGGCGAGGUUGACUGCUGCAGCAGGACGCUGAAACCACUCGUGAGAGACCAGGCUUGUGAAGUCGUUCUAAAUCGAACUUCUUGCACAUACGUUAUCAGGCGAAAAGAUAACUCUCGUGAACCUUGUGAAAGCUGGGCUUUAAUGUGACGGGAGCACUCAUGUGACACGGCAAAGAGAAGGGACGGAAAGGAGAAUCCAUUGGACUUUUGUACAUAUGCAUUUGUAAUAAAUGUGAUAUAUUACACAUUGAUCAGUGCAUCAUUGUAUGUAACUUCAUUGGCACUGUACAUGUGAAGUGCAACUUAUGGGUGGGUUCGCGCAUAGGAUUUUGUGGCAGUUCUGUAGCAGAAGUAGAUCCAGCAGGAAAAAGCAUUGUUCCUUUAUAUUUUUUUCAUUUUCUUCCAACCCACUUCUUUCUAUUAUGGCUCCUAAAAUUGCCACACAAACCUACAUGUGAAGCCAUAGUGAUUGUGAUAGUAAUAUAGGUUACAAGUUGACCAAAACUGUGUGCACCCUUUAUAAUAAAUGCUCCACAUUCUGUAAAACUGUACAUAAGCAGCUGUAGAG